AUGGCGCCCAGACGGCCAAGCGAAGAAGAGUUGGGAAGAAAAUGGGAUCGGUGCCUUGUAGAUACAACGUUUAAAACUGGUAUUUUGAAAAUCAAGAAGAAGUAGAAGAUAAUUUUGAUAAGAGUUCGCUGAAUUUACCUCAUACCUUUUUUUCAGUUGGUGGAGCCGUGUUUGGCGGUAUUCUUUCGCUUCUUUUCUUCAAAAGUAAGUCCAGAGAAAGCUUAGGUGUUAGCUUAUGCGGAAGUUUUAAACUCUUUUGUGCACUUUAAGAUUCAAAUAUUCCUCUAAAAACUAACCUUGAGGAAAAAUUAAUGAUUUUUUCCAGCAGGGCGAAGAUUUCGUGCCCUCUGUGAAGUCCAACAAUUACUUCGCUGGAAUAGGGGCCUUGCUGGGAGGUCUACAAGGGGGGAGGAGAGGGUUUCCUAUUUAGGGUGUGGGUUUUUGGAUAUUUCAAUGAAAUUUCGGAUCAAUAUCACAUCUGGGCAACUGCUCACCUACCCCUCCCCUAACUCAACAUUAACCCCAACUUUUUAUCAAUUGACUGUUGUUGAGUUAGGGGAGGGGUAGGUAGGCAGUUGCCCAGAUACUGAUAUUGAUCCAAAAUUUCUUUUGUUACCAGAUUCCAUAUUUUGAUUUGACUUACAUAAACUUAUCUAAUGAACAAGAGGUACAAAGGUGACCAAUAUAAAGUAGAAAUACACCAACAUUUUUUAAGAUCAAGUGUUUCCUGACAUGAAAUCAUAACUAUUAACUCUUCACUCCCAAGAUCUCAUUAGCAAUUCUCCUUAUUGUCUGCCAUAAAAUUAUUGUAAUAUGAUUUUGGAGAAUUUGGUAUUGGAUCAAGUAAUGAUCCUCCAGUUGAUACUAUUCUUUAUUCCCAUCACUCUUCUGCUUGAUAUUAUAUUGAUAUUGUAAGGAGAAAUUCUGUCUUGGCAGCGCAUGAGAGUUAUAGGGUUAGAGGUAUUUAAAUACCCAUGGCUCUUUUACACCCUUAGCAUCUCCAUAAAAAGUGAAAAGUUUAUCCAAAGUGUUAUUCAUUAUAGCUUGAGUGAAACUAACUCUCAUCUAUGGGUACCAUGGAAGGGAUUGGAUGGUAAAGUUACCUCUUGGUCAUUGGAAUAUUCCCUGUAAACAAGAGAAAAAUGCCUUAUUAGGAUGAAGGGCUUGAAAUCCAUUGAUAGGGUUGUUUUUGUUUACACCAGCUUAUCACUGCUUUUACCACAAUAAGUAUAUUUGUUUGGAUGUUUCCACAUAAUUGUAGCUUCCUCUAAUAUUUUUUCCUUAAAUAUGAAGGGCUGCAUGGCCUGUCACAUUAGGAAUUGGUGUAGGCCUUGAAGCUGGAUAUUCAAACUGUAAACACCAGUUGUACUGGCAGGGUCCUCCUGGAUUCCCAUUUGGAAGGCCUCAUUGA
Molecule: messenger RNA, 1411 nt
Organism: Pocillopora meandrina
Lineage: Eukaryota; Metazoa; Cnidaria; Anthozoa; Scleractinia; Pocilloporidae
Source: the annotation of a GenBank genome assembly